This is a messenger RNA of Ambispora gerdemannii, 409 nucleotides long. The record is from the annotation of a GenBank genome assembly. NCBI's taxonomy places the organism in Eukaryota, Fungi, Glomeromycota, Glomeromycetes, Archaeosporales, Ambisporaceae.
ACCCGAAUCAUUAGCAACCCAAGCUUGGAAUGCAAUCAGAGAUGAUGGUACUUCUAAUGAUAAGAAAUUUCUCGGUUUAACGGGACGUAAAGUGAAAAAUUCUCAGACUCGAGAUCAAUUCAAUCAGUGGAGAUAUGAGCGAAUUGCAAUGUAUAAAAGAUGUAAUAACCCAGAAAUGUUUAGUUUCUUUCAUAAUAGUAAAUAUGAAGAAUAUUAUAUUCCAUACGAUUGGAUAGGUAGAAAGAAAAACCAAUUACGAGGUAGAUUAUAUAAUCACGUUUUAAAUUUAUUAGGACAACAAGGAUACAGAGUAAUCAAUAGUAAGCAAUGGUAUGUAAUGCUAAAGUGGAUACAAAAUCCUGAAUUAUAUAUUAAUAAUAAAUACCCGCCAUUUACUAGAAUCGAAUAA